AUGGCACACUCGACUUUCCGCUUAGCAGCGGGCAGCAUCGGGAGCAGCUUGGGAGGCAGCGGCAGGGGGGGUGUUGGGGGGAUUUUGGGCGGCGGAGCGGGCGGCGCGGAGGCGGCGGUGCGGGCGGCGGUGGUGGGGCAGCGGGUGGCAGUGGUGGACGACAACGCGGUGAACCGCAUGGUGGCGCGGCGAACGCUGCAGGGCUACGGGGCAGACGUGCUGCUGCUGGCUUCAGGAGAGGACGCCCUGCAAGCUCUCUCCUCCAACAUGGACCCCUCUCCCUCCACGCCCCUCCAACUGCUGCUUCUGGAUCUCCACAUGCCUCCUGGCAUUGAUGGAUUCGAAACGGCUCGGCGAAUCCGGCGCAUGGAGAGCGAACAGCAGCUUUUGAGCGUGGCAGAGGCAAAAGCAGCCGACGAAGCAGACGCCGGAGGAGCUGACCGGGCGGAGACAGCAGCAGCCAAUGAGGCUGGAGCAGACGAAGCAGACACAGCAAGCAAAGCAGAAGGAGCUAAUGAAGCAAGAGCCGAUGACGAGGCAGCGAGCGAGUUCAGUUUUCAGACGCCGCAAGAGUCGACGACAGCAGCCGACGGUUCAGACAACGAAUUCUCAUUUCAGACGCCUCAGGAGUCAACAGCAGCAGAUGAGGCAGUGAAAGAAGUGCAGGAAAUGGGGGGUUCAAGAGGAGCCUGUCCUCAGCGGCUGUGCAUCAUAGCACUGACGGCAGAUCUGGAUGUUGGGGUGAAGCGAGCGUGCUUUGAGGCGGGGAUGGAUGGAGCCGUGCGCAAGCCGAUCGUGGCGCAUGAGCUGCUUGCUGCACUCGUGGAUGCCGGGUUUGCAGAUUUUGAGAUGGACGAUGCACUUGUAUUGUAG
This is a messenger RNA of Closterium sp. Naga37s-1, 873 nucleotides long. The record is from the annotation of a GenBank genome assembly. Lineage: Eukaryota; Viridiplantae; Streptophyta; Zygnematophyceae; Desmidiales; Closteriaceae.